AGACAUGGGAGUCCUAUGGAGGCUUCUCUGGGACGCGGCGAGUUCUGUCCCACGCACUUGUACCGCCCGCGGGGUUGGCAGCGGGGGCAAGGGGUUGUGGCGGCGGGCCAGGCAGCUUCUCUGGUUUCCCCACAAACAAGAAGAGGCGAGAGUUCACUCGCUCAGCCCUUUGCGAGAGGGCCUGGUACUUUCGUUCCAAAGCUCCCGUUUCCUCGGGGAACAGAAUUGCGUCACGCAGUAGGUGCGUUGUCUUUAGUCUUCCCCCGUUCCCUCUGGGGGACCGGAAGGGGUUAAAGCCCAGGCUCCGGCGUCGCGAGAGAAGGAGCGGCCUCGUUAGCAGGAAGGGGCGAGCGGGAAGUUCCUCGGACCCGACCGCAGUCGCUAGAUUGCUGCUCCGGCUCGCCUGGCCGGAGGAGAGACGGGAGGUUAGGCUCUGGAUGCGUUUCCACGAGUCUAGAGUGGAUUUUGCAGCGGAGAGCGACGGUAGCGCGAUGAAGUUGUGAGCGUCUCCUUCGAAAAGUCCGCGCCCUCCGCCGCCGCCGCCGGGAGACGAACCACACACACAAGCUUCGUUAUUAUUAUUCAGUAUGUUUCCACUGACUGAGGAAAACAAGCACGUGGCCCAGUUGUUGCUCAGUACUGGUACCUGUCCAAGAUGUAUUUUCAGAUUCUGUGGUGUGGAUUUUCAUGCACCUUACAAACUUCCCUACAAGGAGUUGCUCAAUGAACUACAGAAAUUUCUGGAAACUGAAAAAGAUGAAUUAAUUUUGGAAGUUCCAAACCCACCUCCCAAGAAAAUUCGACUACAAGAACUAGAAGAUGGGACUGAUAGGAUUGAUAAUCUGAGUCAGAAUGGAGAGGGAAAGGUCUCCAAUAUUGAAGAUGGUCACAUUGCUUCCAAGAAUUCAAAUUUAAAUGUGUGCAAUGUAUGUCUAGGAAUUCUUCAAGAAUUUUGUGAAAAAGAAUUCAUUAAAAAGGUGUGCCAAAAAGUUGAGGCCUCUGGGUUUGAAUUUACCAACUUGGUAUUUUCAGUCUCCUUCCCACCACAGCUAUCUGUAAGAGAGCAUGCUGCAUCGUUGCUGGUAAAACAGGAAAUGGGAAAGCAGAGUCUGUCGCUGGGAAGAAAUGAUAUAGUGCAGCUAAAAGAAGCCUACAAAUGGAUAACUCACCCCCUGUUUUCAGAGGAACUGGGUGUUCCCAUUGAUGGAAAGAGCUUGUUUGAAGUAAGUGUGGUCUUUGCUCACCCAGAAACAGUUGAGGAUUGCCACUUCCUACGUGCGAUAUGCCCAGAGUGCUUCAAGCCAGCGAAAAACAAACAGUCAGUGUUCACUAGAAUGGCAGUUAUGAAAGCGUUGAAUAAGAUAAAAGAAGAGGAUUUCCGCAAGCAGUUUCCUUGUCCUCCAAACUCACCAAAGGCUGUAUGCACUGUUCUUGAAAUUGAGUGUGCUCAUGGUGCUGUUUUUGUGGCUGGGAGAUACAAUAAAUAUUCCAGGAAUCUACCACAGACUCCUUGGAUAAUUGAUGGAGAAAGGAAGCUGGAAUCUUCAGUGGAAGAAUUAAUUUCAGAUCAUCUUUUGGCAGUAUUCAAAGCAGAGAGUUUUAAUUUUUCCUCCUCUGGAAGAGAAGAUGUAGAUGUGAGAACAUUAGGAAAUGGAAGGCCCUUUGCAAUUGAGCUGGUGAAUCCUCAUAGAGUACAUUUCACUUCACAAGAAAUUAAGGAACUUCAGCAGAAAAUUAAUAAUUCAUCUAACAAAAUCCAAGUCCGUGACUUGCAGCUUGUCACAAGAGAGGCAAUAGGACAUAUGAAAGAAGGUGAAGAAGAAAAGACCAAGUCCUAUAGUGCCUUAAUAUGGACAAAUAAAGCCAUACAGAAGAAAGACAUUGAAUUCCUAAAUGACAUAAAGGACUUAAAGAUCGACCAGAAAACACCUCUGCGGGUCCUUCACCGGAGGCCCCUGGCUGUGAGAACUCGCAUCAUUCACUCCAUGGAGACACGCUAUGUGGAUGAACAUCAUUUCCACCUCUAUCUGAAGACUCAAGCCGGGACCUACAUUAAGGAGUUUGUACAUGGAGACUUUGGGAGAACCAAGCCGAACAUUGGCUCUCUAAUGAAUGUGACGGCAGACAUUCUUGAGCUGGAUGUUGAGUCUGUAGAUGUUGACUGGCCCCCAGCUCUGGAUGACUAGCAUUCAAAAUUGGAAACAGAGUAGGGUUUUCGUGGCAUGAUGUGGACCUCCAUUCAGCAUACACUGUAUAAUAGCUCUUUACUCAGCAUUACAGUGUCUUGGAAACCAUUUGGAUCAUGUUGAUCUACGUAUUUUAAAAUUUGUUGUAACAUCUCAGGAUCUAUGUAUGUGUAUAUUUUGUGUUAAAUGUUCUAAGGAUGUCUUAUGAUUUUUCUUGUUCCCUCUCCAACCCUCCACAUGCCAAACUAUGAAUAAUGAAAACAUUCUCUUAAUUCUUUCAUCUAGAGAAGUACACAAACAGGAUACAUUCUCUAAUAAUCUGAGAAGCUAUAAUUUCUUUUGGCAGAAUUUUCCUCCAUAAGACAUACCACCUUCAAAAUCAUGUUCUAAAUUUUUAAAAUGAUCUUGAUAGAAGUUCUAUCUAGAUUUAUACAGCACAGUAUCCUAUAAUAUUCUAAGGUAUCAAUGCAAAUCUAACAUCAUUAAUAUUUUUCCCAGUAAGCUUUAAGCAAGCUAUUACCAACAGAAGUACUUUUUGAUAUAAUCUGUCACAAAUCUUAAUGACUUCAAGUUACUGUUUUGACAACUUAAAGAUUUCAAUACAUUUCCUGGGGAGGGAAAGUGAAACCGUAGGAAUUGAGGCAUACAUCUUUUAAAUAAGGAGACACAAGUGCCUUCAGUAACUUCAAACCCAGGGAUAAGAUUUUGAAAAAUUAAGAUUGCUAAACAAUCUGCUGUUAUUCGAGUGCUUCAAUAUAUUAUCCAAUUUCAAACAUCUUCAUCAAGUGGAUAGGAUAUUAUCAUUUCCAUUUUAUAAAUAUGAAAACCAAAGAAUGAAAGUUAAAUGAUUUAUCUAAAAUUGUUAGUUACUUCCAUAUCAGGGGUUAAAACUGAAGUUUCCUGGUCUCUAGGGCCCUUUCUUAAUAAACUUUGUGAGUGAGCACCCACUGUGUGAAGGAGGCACCAGAGAAUGUCACUUAAAUGCACUAACCAUGAGAAAUGACUUUUGGAAUUUAUAUACCAAAUCAAGGAGCUUGCCAAAAAAUAGCCCAAGUAUACUUCAUAUGACCUUAUAUGAUUACCAUUUGUUAAUAAGUUCAUCAUCAGUUGGUACUAUGAAGAGGAAAAACAUGAAAUAAGCCAAACCUAAAGAAAAUGGAUGGGUCAUUAAAAGAAACGUUUCAACAAUUUAAAAUUUCAGAUUUAAGUGUAAUUUCUAUCACCCUGAUUCAACUAUCUGAACUUAUUUUAGAACACAUGUGACUUGAACAGUAUUGGAUGAUUGUUGUCCCAUCUCUUCAUUAAACAUGCUUCAUAGAUACCAAGAUGUAUUAUUCAUUUUAGAAAUCAGGAAAAUUAUUUAAUUGACAUGAAGAAGUUUCAUAUAUGAAUACUAGCAAAUAAUAGUUUCACUAUUUUCAAUGCCAGAAAAUGAGAAAGGGAUAAUAGAAAUAAACUUCUGAUAAAAAGGUAAGAA
This is a messenger RNA of Nyctereutes procyonoides (raccoon dog), 3663 nucleotides long. RefSeq names its product pseudouridine synthase 10 (gene PUS10). Lineage: Eukaryota; Metazoa; Chordata; Mammalia; Carnivora; Canidae. The coding region runs from base 588 to 2186 and encodes 532 amino acids. The transcript is spliced from 19 exons. Gene Ontology annotation, molecular function: pseudouridine synthase activity; RNA binding. Gene Ontology annotation, biological process: tRNA pseudouridine synthesis. The record is from RefSeq and is a predicted model, not a curated record.